UAUUGCCUUGAAUGAAUCAACUGACAAUACUUCGCAGCCACAGCUGGCAUUAUAUGGGAGAUAUAUAAGUCCACGAGAAGAUUUGAAAGAGGAGUUACUUGAGGUACUAACAUUGGAAACGACGACUAAAGGACAAGAUAUUUUCGAUAUUGUUAGCAGAUUUUUCGCGUUGAGUGGCAUUGAAUGGGGAUCCAUCAGCGAAUGCAACAUAGACGGUGCACCAGCUAUGAUUGGUAAUAUGAACGGCUUUAAAGGGCGAGUGAAGCGAGUGAAUCCCGACAUAAAAUUCAACCACAGCAUUAUUCAUGGGCAAGCCCUUGCGAGCAAGAACCUAUCGGUCGAAUUUGAAAAUGUGAUGGUCAUCAUAAUCAAUGUGAUCAAUUUCGUGAAAGUGAGAGAUUUGAAUGCACGCCUCUUCAAAAAAAUCUGCGAAGAAAAUGAUGCCGAAUAUGAAACCUUGCUAUUUCACAAUACUGUGAGAUGGCUGUCACGUGGUCGCGCUUUGAAGCGGGUGUUCUUACUUCGAGAGGAACUUUAUCAAUUUUUGACAGAGAAGGGGCAUAUAAAUGCCACUAAAUUCAACGAUCCUCAUUUUUUGGCUAAGCUGGCGUUCUUGACUGACGUAUUUACUCAUAUGAACUUCCUCAAUACAAAUCUACAAGGACGGGGAAAGUUUGUGUUCGAGUUACACAACAGCAUCCGUGUUUUCAUAAACAAGCUUGGCGUGCUACGAGAAGAAGCAAUCCAGGACAAUUUUAUACACUUCGAAUGUUUCUUGGAACUGAUCUGCUUUCUCAAUGAUGACGAUAUUGACUUCACGCCCGAAGUCCGGAUUCUGUGCGACUAUUUACAAAAACUUGCAACUAAUUUCCAAGAACGAUUUCCAGGUCUAGAGGUGGAAGAUUUCACAAUCAUACAGGCGCCGUUUACCGGAAAACCACGCGAAGAGUUUGCAAUGGAACUGAGCCAACUCCAAGCGAACCCAGUUGCCAAACUGGAAUUUGAUUCAGAUCUAUCAAAAUUUUGUCUCAGCGAAGAACAAUAUCCUGAACUGAAAUCAAUAGCUCAGAAG
Paramuricea clavata is the source of this 1072-nucleotide messenger RNA. The record is from the annotation of a GenBank genome assembly. NCBI's taxonomy places the organism in Eukaryota, Metazoa, Cnidaria, Anthozoa, Malacalcyonacea, Plexauridae.